Molecule: messenger RNA, 510 nt
Organism: Trichomonas vaginalis G3
Lineage: Eukaryota; Parabasalia; Trichomonadida; Trichomonadidae
Exons: 1
Coding region: 1-510 (169 amino acids)
Source: RefSeq, a predicted model, not a curated record
AUGAAUACUUUAGCAGAACUUCUACUGGUAGAGUUUAUACUGGCAGAACUUCUACUGGUAGAGUUUAUACUGGCAGAACUUCUACUGGUAGAGUUUAUACUGGCAGAACUUCUACUGUUUCCCUCAAAAUUGAAAACUUUAGCAGAACUUCUACUGGUAGAGUUUAUACUGGCAGAACUUCUACUGGUAGAGUUUAUACUGGCAGAACUUCUACUGGUAGAGUUUAUACUGGCAGAACUUCUACUGGUAGAGUUUAUACUGGCAGAACUUCUACUGUUUCCCUCAAAAUUGAAAACUUUAGCAGAACUUCUACUGGUAGAGUUUAUACUGGCAGAACUUCUACUGGUAGAGUUUAUACUGGCAGAACUUCUACUGGCAGAACUUCUACUGGUAGAGUUUAUACUGGCAGAACUUCUACUGGUAGAGUUUAUACUGGCAGAAUUUCUACUGGUUAUAUAUGGUGUCAAUUUUUUAAAAAAAUUUGAAUUCAAUGAGUUAUAUCAAAAAUAA